Helianthus annuus (common sunflower) is the source of this 4234-nucleotide messenger RNA. RefSeq names its product protein TOPLESS-RELATED PROTEIN 2. Gene Ontology annotation, molecular function: protein binding. The transcript is spliced from 26 exons. The record is from RefSeq and is a predicted model, not a curated record. Gene Ontology annotation, biological process: regulation of DNA-templated transcription. The coding region runs from base 487 to 3897 and encodes 1136 amino acids. NCBI's taxonomy places the organism in Eukaryota, Viridiplantae, Streptophyta, Magnoliopsida, Asterales, Asteraceae.
UAGAGGAGAGAGAAAACGCACCUAACUCAUCAAUCCAGAUAUGCUUAAAAGCGCAAAACAGAUUUUACUCAUUUAGUCAUUUUAGUGAGAGAAAGUUAGACAGAGAAAGUUAGACACACAUGUGUGUAUAAAUAUAUAGUGUAUAUGUGUGUGUAUAGAGAGAGAGAAAGUAGGAAACACUCAAUUGGACGUGUGUUGUGGUGCUUGCAGAAAGAGUGAGGAAGUUGCUGCUGUUCCGAACAAAGUUACAAACCCUAAUUUCGAAGUUUUGCGUCUCCGUGAAAUACUGUAAACAAAAAGUGUUUUGCCUUGAAAUUUGGGAGCAAUUGUGAUAAGCUGCACCAAUGAUAUUCAACUGAAGAUACAGAUCUCACAAAUUGUCGAUUACGGGGUGUUGUUUUUUGGAACUGAUUUAUUAUUUACAAGUUGUGCCGGUUAUAACUAACAUUAGCGCUGGAGUGGUUGGGGGUACCCGCAGCGGGAGCCAUGUCAUCCUUAAGUCGGGAAUUAGUUUUCCUAAUCCUGCAAUUCUUGGAUGAAGAAAAAUUCAAGGGUACUGUCCACAAGUUGGAACAAGAAUCAGCUUUUUACUUCAAUAUGAAAUAUUUUGAGGAACAAGUUCAAGCUGGUGAAUGGGAUGAAGUUGAGAAGUAUCUACGUGGGUUCACAAAGGUUGAAGACAAUCGUUACUCGAUGAAGAUAUUCUUUGAAUUAAGGAAACAAAAGUACCUGGAAGCUCUUGAUAGGAACGACAGAGCAAAAGCUGUUGAAAUUCUUGUGAAGGAUUUGAAGGUCUUUUCUACUUUUAAUGAAGAGCUCUUCAAGGAGAUCACCCAGCUACUAACACUUGACAAUUUUAGGAUGAAUGAGCAGCUUUCAAAGUAUGGGGAUACCAAAUCAGCACGAAGCAUUAUGCUGGUUGAGCUGAAAAAGCUAAUAGAAGCAAACCCAUUGUUUAGAGAGAAGCUUGCUUUUCCUGCAUUUAAAGCUUCACGGUUGCGAACAUUGAUCAAUCAAAGUCUUAAUUGGCAGCAUCAACUAUGCAAAAAUCCACGUCCAAAUCCGGAUAUUAAAACUCUGUUUAUUGAUCAUACUUGUGCUACUAAUAACGGAGGUCGAGGUCCUCCCCCUACCAACAGCUCCCUUGCGGGACCCAUUCCUAAAGCGGGGAUAUUUCCUCCUAUUGGAGCUCAUGGCCCAUUCCAACCUGUUAUCUCUCCUUCUGCUGGUGCAAUUUCUGGGUGGAUGGCACCUGCUAAUCCUUCCAUGCCUCAUGGUGCCGUUGCAGCUGGACCUCCUGGCCUUGUGCAGCCUCCUCCAAUUGCAGCUGCAUUCUUGAAGCAUCCGCGGACACCUCCAGGUGGUCCUGGGUUGGAAUAUCAAAUGGCUGAUUCGGAGCAAUUGAUGAAACGUGCACGUAUUGGUCCACCCGAUGAGGUGUCAUUUUCUGGUUCGUCUCAUCCUCCCAAUGUAUAUUCACCGGAUGAUCUUCCUAAAACUGUGGUUCGGACUCUUAACCAGGGUUCCAAUGUUAUAAGCAUGGACUUCCAUCCUCAACAACAAACUAUUCUCUUAGUUGGAACAAAUGUUGGUGAAAUAAGCAUUUGGGAGGUCGGAUCUCGAGAAAGGAUGGUACAUAAGCCCUUCAAGGUUUGGGAUAUAUCUGCUUGCUCAAUGCCUUUUCAGACAACUUUGGUAAAAGAUGCAGCGGUAUCUGUUAAUAGGUGCAUAUGGGCACCAGAUGGAUCAAUACUUGGUGUUGCCUUCUCGAAGCACAUUGUUCAAAUAUAUACAUACAACCCGCCAGGGGAGUUAAGGCAUCACUUGGAAAUAGAUGCUCAUGCUGGUGGUGUAAAUGAUAUAGCUUUUGCUCAUCCUAAUAAGCAAUUGUGUAUUGUUACGUGUGGGGAUGACAAGAUAAUUAAGGUAUGGGAUGCUGUAGCUGGACGCAGACUACAUACGUUUGAGGGUCAUGAGGCUCCUGUAUAUUCUGUCUGCCCUCAUUAUAAAGAACAAAUACAGUUUAUUUUCUCAACAGCAAUUGAUGGGAAAAUCAAAGCAUGGCUCUAUGACGGUUUGGGGUCAAGAGUGGAUUAUGAUGCCCCUGGCCUUUGGUGCACAACAAUGGCAUAUAGUGCUGAUGGAACCAGAUUGUUUUCUUGCGGAACAAGCAAAGAAGGCGAAGCCCACUUGGUCGAGUGGAACGAGAGUGAAGGAGCCAUCAAGAGGGAGUAUUCUGGUUUCAGAAAGCGAUCUAUGGGGGUUGUGCAGUUUGACACAACUAAAAAUCGUUUCUUAGCUGCUGGAGAUGAAUUUCAGAUCAAGUUUUGGGACAUGGAUAAUAUCAAUAUGCUGACCGUUACGGAUGCAGAUGAUGGAUUGCCUGCAAGGCCUAAAUUAAGAUUUAACAAAGAAGGGUCGUUACUGGCAGUCACAACAAGUGACAACGGAAUUAAAAUAUUGGCAAAUGGUGAUGGGCAGCGCAUGCUACGGAUGCUGGAGAGUCGAGUGUAUGAGGGAUCUCGAGCAUUUUCCGAUACAGUUAAACCGUCAAUCCCUGGCCCGUUAGGUCCUAUCCAUAACCUUGCUUCUUCUAUGGCAUCUGCUGUAGAACGUGAUAGAAUGCAGACUCCUUUAUCCAUCAACAGUCUUGCUAAUGCAGAAAGCAGUAAGGUUGUGGAUAUUAAACCUAGAAUUGUGGAUGGCCCUGACAAGACCAAAAGCUGGAAGCUUCCUGAAAUAGUUGAUUCAACUCACCUUAAAGCUCUAAGGCUGCCUGAUCCAAUGCCUGCCAGCAAGGUUAUGCGGCUUAUUUAUACAAAUUCUGGGUUAGCUUUACUUGCACUUGCUUCGAGUGCGAUCCAUAAACUAUGGAAAUGGCAACGAAAUGAACGCAAUCCAUUUGGGAAGUCAAGUGCAUCUAUCGUCCCACAACUGUGGCAACCUACAAACGGGGCUGUAAUGUCUAAUGAUGUAAACGAGAGUAAACCCGCUGAAGAGUCGGCUGCAUGCAUUGCGUUGUCGAAGAAUGAUUCUUAUGUCAUGUCUGCCUCUGGUGGGAAAGUCUCCCUGUUCAACAUGAUGACUUUUAAGGUUAUGACGACUUUCAUGGCCCCGCCACCUGCUGCCACCUACUUGGCUUUCCAUCCUCAAGACAACAAUAUUGUUGCCAUUGGAAUGGAGGACUCGACAAUACAAAUUUACAAUGUUAGGGUUGAUGAGGUCAAAACAAAACUCAAAGGUCACCAGAAACAGAUUACAGGGCUUGCGUUUUCGCAGACUUUAAACUCACUGGUUUCAUCCGGAGCUGAUGCUCAGCUAUGCAUCUGGAAUAUUAACGGAUGGGAGAAGCGGAAAUCAAGAAGUUUACAACCGCCACCUGGCCAUCAAUCCUCAUUGGUUGGAGAAACUAAAGUUCAGUUCCAUAAUGAUCAACGCCAUUUCCUCGUUAUACAUGAAAGUCAAAUUGCUAUUUAUGACCACCAAUUGGAAUGCCUGAAAUUGUGGUCUCCAAGAGAAUCUUUAUCUGCUCCAAUUUCAAGUGCAAUAUACUCAUGUGAUGGCCUACUAUUAUUCACUGGAUUCUCGGAUGGCGCUGUUGGAGUUUUUGAUGCAGAGAGUUUGAGGCUUCGAUGUCGUAUAGCACCUUCUGCUUACAUUUCGUCGUCAAUUUCCAGCAGCAACAGCACUGCAUAUCCUAUGGUUAUCGCAGCACAUCCAUCUGAUCCUAACCAAGUUGCUCUUGGAAUGAGCGAUGGAUCAGUUCAUGUUAUUGAGCCAACCGAUGCAGAUCCAAAGUGGGGCGACUCACCACCCCAAGGAAACGGUAUCUUAGCAUCAUCCAAUCCUUCAAGUUCUGCGUUAAAUAGUCAACCCUCAGAAACACCGUCGAGAUGAUACAGAAAUCACAUCAUUUAGCAUAGUGUUGUAAAUUUUAGAUUACAUUUUUGUUGUCCCUUGAUAAGAGGUAGAAUAUGAGGCGGCUUACUACCUCAGCGGUUUCAAUCAGGUGUUUUUUUAUAGUAUUCGGGAGUCUACUGUCUAGUUAUCUCUUUCAAUCUACACGUGCUCGUGGUUGGCGGCUUGGCGCGAGUCAGGUUUGUUUUGGUGUGUGAAUUUGUAGAUUUAAUAAUAACAGUAUGCAUUUUGUUUGUUUACUAGUGUAGUUUAUGGAUAUACUCAUACACAAGAAACGUUCUAAGUUGAGUGGGUUUUUCAGUCUAAGUUUUUCUCA